AUGUCACGCGGGCUACCUCCACUGACCAGCCUGAUCCCCUCGCCACAACAACGGACAUCCACCACCACGACGCCACCGUCCAUCUAUCCCCCGCCCACGCGCCCGAGAGAGCACUCCCUACUAGAGAAGCACGCAAUCGCGAGCUAUUCGUCGCAGCCCGCUCGUCCACCCGCCAGCCUCUCCGUGUACGAGCUCCCUACUGCAACGUUCAUGUGGCCCAGCUUCGCCUCAAAGGCAGCCGAACCCCUCCCAGUCGACCCGAUAAUCUACGUCAAGUACAGGCCUGGCCAAGACAAGCCCACCCACAGUGAUUCCGAACAUCCUGAUUCGUCGCCGACCAUGUCCGCGCAUUCUUCGCUGUGGUCCGAGCCCUCGAAUUUGACUGCUCGUUCUACGCCCGCUUCUACGCCCCCGCGCGAGGCCUCGCGCAAGAGAAGCUCCUCAUCCGAGACCGACGACAAUCCCGCAAGUCCGUCCGACCGUUUCCUCAAACGCCCAAGGACUUCGCGCCACAGCCCCCUGCCUGAGCGCAUCAUCCCAGCGCUUGCGCCCUCAGCAGAUCUCCCCCCGCGCCUGGGGGAGAGGAAGCUGCGGCGGUCGUUCCAGACCCUCGGGCUCGCCUCUGAAAGGAGCGAUGCCGAGCAGCGGGGCGAAGCCGUCGCGCACACCGCCCAUCAGUCAAAGUCCGCCCACACCCAGGCUCCAUGCCCCCCGGCGCGGGCGGCUACGCCUCCCGCGCUCGACAGGGCUCCUGCGCGGCGGAGGCCCGCAAUCGUGCCCAUGCCCGUGCUCUUGGUGGACCCGUCGCGGAAGAACGACUGGUUGAAGUACGUCAGGAAGGUGCCUCAGGAGGAAGUGAAGGGCGGGCGCGAGUGGGCGUGUAUUUGGCACGGCCUGAGGGACGACGGGAAGACCGGAGAUUGUGACUACAAGGCCAAGAAACACCUUGUCAAACGCCACAUUGAGUCCAAGCACCUGCAGCUACGCGGUUGGCAGUGCACCUUCCCAGGCUGCAACAGGCGAAUCUCGCAGAAGAGCAACUUGGAGACGCACAUGAACACACACACCGGUGCCACGCCACACAAGUGCUAUUACUGCGGCAUGCGUUUCAAGGAUCCCGCGCGUCGUCAGCGACACAUGAAAGAACAUGGACAUGAGACGGUGCCGAUGCGCAAGGCAAGGUUGGCCGCCGAAAAAGCCGAGCGCGAGGAGGCGGCCAAGAAGGCUGCAGAGGCGGGGGCCGAAGCCGCUGCAUCUGAGGCCUCUGAGGCCUCCGACCCUGGGGCUCAAUCCGAUGCUGACGAUAGAGCCCCUGGCCCAUCGACGUGA
Molecule: messenger RNA, 1329 nt
Organism: Trametes versicolor FP-101664 SS1
Lineage: Eukaryota; Fungi; Basidiomycota; Agaricomycetes; Polyporales; Polyporaceae
Exons: 7
Coding region: 1-1329 (442 amino acids)
Biological process (GO): regulation of transcription by RNA polymerase II
Cellular component (GO): nucleus
Molecular function (GO): DNA-binding transcription factor activity, RNA polymerase II-specific; RNA polymerase II cis-regulatory region sequence-specific DNA binding
Source: RefSeq, a predicted model, not a curated record